Carya illinoinensis is the source of this 3352-nucleotide messenger RNA. RefSeq lists its product as uncharacterized. NCBI's taxonomy places the organism in Eukaryota, Viridiplantae, Streptophyta, Magnoliopsida, Fagales, Juglandaceae. The record is from RefSeq and is a predicted model, not a curated record. The transcript has 7 exons. Bases 490 to 2853 code for a protein of 787 amino acids.
CAACAAUGCCAACAAUUUACUCAGAUUUUCAACUUUAUCCAUAAUUUCAACUUUCAAGGAAUCCAAACGAUAAUUCAAAGAAUAAAAUGAUAAUCACACAAACUUAAGGGACCGUGUUAAAGAGUUCACAGAAUCACAACUGUGCAGCAUUGAACGUCCGUAAUAUACAGAAGUAGGAGGCCCCUUUAUAAAAACACACGGAGAAGGCGUCCUUGUCUUUCCUAGUCGGUCUGGACUUCUGAACUUCAACAUCAUCGGAACCUGCAACAUUAAAAAUUUGAAGGCAGAGGAAAAGCCCGGUAACCUCCUCGAAAGCAAUUCUGCAGCAUAUGAGGCCCAGAACAAAAAACAGCCCUUUGUAGCUUAAUGGCUCGUUUGCUACCAUAAACAACCACUUUUGACUCUCUCUCUCUCUCUCUCUGUUCUGUUGCUGCGGCGGGGUUGUUUUGAUCAGUUGGUUGGCUGCGUUCUUUCAGCUUUUGAAACAAAAUGGAGGGUCACGGAGAUAGAGGGUCUUCGACACUGCCGUUCCGUUUGUCAGCUUUUGCUCAGCCCUUCAAUCCCCAACCCUCUUUGAAUUGGGUGGCAAACUCAUGCCAGCAGCCUUGUAGACCUUCACAAGACGGUUCUCAGAGUUCCGACUCUUCUUUUUCAUUGGUCGGUUCCUGUCCUGAUCUCAAUUUGGAAGGAGACUCGGUAUUGGUGGAUGCGCCUCGGAAUGCCUCUAAAUAUUGUGGCCAUCUGUCUGAAAUGGGUAUCAUAGAUUUCCCAUCUGAUAAUCCCUCUGGUUUUGAUUUUGAUGGGCAAUCUAUUUAUUCUUCAUGUCACCCAUCAUUAGCAUUGCAAGAAAACGGUAUGUCUGCUGUGCCUUAUGACUCGGACUUUGAUGCAAUGUUAUUAACCGAGUCCUCGGUGCCUAGCUACACCCAGAACUUGUCGGGUUUUGAUAAUCAAGGGAGUCUCGUCUGGAAGGCAGGUUCAAAGGCCUGCGGGAACUUUCCAAAACAAGCCCUGCAAAAAAAAGUAAAAGUGAUAGCCCCACAAGAAAAGGUGAUUGUGACAGCCCCAAAACAAGCAUUGCAUGCUACUAAAGGGUUGAAUCCUUGUGGUGAAACUUCUUAUAAUAUCAACAAGUGUGGAAACUUAACUGUUAAGAUCCUAGGAGGAGAUAAUCAGAUGAAAUCUGGAGGCGUGGAAUGGGAAACUGCUGAAUCUUUUCCAAAGCCAAAGUCUAUGGUCACCCCUUUUAAGUUCUCAACAUCGUCAGAUAUGUGCUCUGCUGCAACUCUGCAAAACAUUCCUCAAGUGAAUGCAGAUUUACCGGGCAUUAAUUCCCUCAACAACAAUGGUAUUUCGUCUGGUUGUAAUCCAGAAGAAUUAUCUGGGCUGAAUGGUUGUAAUCCAAUCAGCCUAAAAAAGCCGCAUGUCCUGCUGAAUACCAAAGGCAAAGAGGUCUACCUAGAUAAAAGCUUGAUUGAAAAUGGUGAUGAAAUAAAAGGUGAUAAGCUUAUCUCUGAUGACGGUUUGGAACCCUUAUGCAUGGUAAAAUCUGAGCUGCAACAUCAUGGAAUAAAACCCAGUGUUUCCGUUGAAAUUUCUAAAACACUGGAUGAGAAUGACUCUGAUGUAGAUUCACCCUGCUGGAAAGGAACCAACCCUUGUUGGCAAUCUCCAUUUGGAGUUUCUGAAUCUGUGAGUUCACAAUGUCUUGAAAAGACGCUAAAAACCAGUAACAUUUUGAAUCCUCGGGCGCCUCAUUUUUUCCCCAGUAAUGCUAAAGGAAGUAUAGACUACCACCAUGAAAAUGAAUGUGGUAUUAGUGAUUUCUUAUCUUUCGACAAGGGUGAAUCCUCAGCUGUGUAUUUUGGAAAUGCGGGUUCUACCAAUGUGGGAUCAAAUCAUUCUGGAUUGAGCUAUGGAAUUGAUACUGAAUGUUCUAUUGACAUCAAUGAAUCAAAAAAGGAAUAUUCUUUGGUCAACAAUUCGAGAAGUAGCUCUUUGCUGAAUUCUUCUCACAUAUUUCAACCAUCUCUGGUGGAAGAUUGCUGCGCAUCUAAUGGCAGGUUUGUCAUUGGGGAAAAUGCUGAACACUCUUUGAAGGGUAUCAAGGAUGUUGUGCAUAGUGGUUCAACAAGGGUGCCUGUCCUUGCAAAGGAGCAUGACCUCGGUCCAUCAUCUUCUUCUGGCGUUGGUCUUCUUAAUGACCUUAAUGAAACACAUCAGAGUGUAUCUAAGUCUUUAUCUGCACCUCUUAAAAUAGAUGUCCAGACAUUGAUCAAUGCAGUGCGUAAUCUGUCAGAGUUGCUUGUACAAAACUGUUCAAAUGGUUUAUAUUCAUUGAAUGAGCAUGAGCAUGACACAAUCCAACUUAUAAUCGAUAAGCUUCAUGUGCUUUCCAGAAAUAGGGUUGGGCAAGGGGCUCCAAUGCCUGAAUCAAUUCAAAGAGGCACUCCAUACUCUCCUUGUAAGGCUACAGAACACUGCAAGUCCUCCAGUAUGCAAUUUAGAGUAGCAUGGACAAAGACUAUGUCUGUUCCAGAUGAGCCUGAAAAUCAGAAUCACCACAAUGGGCAAAAGAGUUGUUAUACUGCCUUCACUGAGAAAGGGCUGAAUUGUUUUUCUUCAUACAGUGGUGUAGGUGUUGAGAAGAGCGAUGAAAUCAUUCAGGUUAUUUCAAAGGGUCUGACAGAAAACCAUCAGAUUGUGGAAGAUAUGCAUCCACAAGCUUUAGUGUACAGGAAUUUAUGGCUUGAGGCUGAAGCAGCAUUAUGCGGCCAGAAAUAUAGAACUUGUGCCUUGAGCAUGAAAUCUAAUGGGAUGGAUGGAUAUGAAACAAUCAAAAGGAGGUGUUAGGAAAGCUUGCUCAAAAACACAAGGAGUCAGGAAAGUUCUCCAAACGCAGAGAAUGAUGGAGUGUGUAAUGUUCCACUCGAGCCAAGCAUGGUUAUUCUUGUUCGAGGCCAAAGCUACAAAUUCUACUCCCAUAUAUGAGAAUGGUAUCACUAUCUUUAGUUUGUUUAAAGAUGGGAUGGUAUGUAUAAUAUAAGUCAUGCAUGUAUAAUGGAGAUACUGUCGGGGACAUGUGGAGUGCAAAUGCAGGUUGAUUCUAACACAGGUAAAAUCAUGGAAGCUUGAUUCUUCAGGAUCUUAGAGAGGCGACAAACCAUUGGUGUUUUUACCGAUGACAAAAUUUGAGGCUGUAUUUAGGAAAUGGGAGUUGAACUUGAAAUUCAACAUCGUUGAUUUUUAGUACAAUGGUGAAAAGUUAGACCCCGAGUUAAUAUCCCGUGAAGGUGAUGAUGAAAGUUGUGACUGGUUUACUGUGAUUGGGUGAAGAAUGAUUUGCCUUGCA